AUGGCCUAUGAUUUUGAAUCUGAAAACAAGGGAACUGAUACAUUUUCACUUAUGAAAUGAGGUUUUGUGUUAAAGUUCUUAUUUCCAAAGAACCACGUGUAUGACCAUUCUUACUGGAAAUUCCACAAAUCCUUGCUUCCCCAGCUCAUCUGCUGAUUUGGGAGCAACCAAUAGCCAAAAUUGCAUUUGGGCGUCCUUUUGGCCAUUAGUUUACAACCAAUGUAUUGUGGGAAGGGGUUUGGUUGUGGCAUUGUUCUGCUGGCAAAGGAACAAAGAGAAAGCAAAUGCAACUCCCACAAUCUUGAAUUAUUUAAAAAGCAGCAAAUGCCUCCCACCAAGAUCCAAGUCACCCAUUACAUAUUUUUGAGCCCUCUAUAGAUAGCACAUCCAUCAUUGCAAUGUGACUUUCUAGCUAUUGAGUGACACUGCUCAGUGUUUCAGCCUAAUUGGUUGGUUUAAAAAAAGACCCAAAAACAAAACUGCCUGUGAACUCAGAAACAAACCAGCUGUACUAGGUAUAGUCUAAGCCAAUUGUAUAUAGGACUGCAGCCUUCACUUUCUAAUGAAUCCAACUUCAUUAUAAAAUAAUAGUUCUAUAAAAAAGAAUACACUUUUGUUUUCAGAUGGCUCAUGCCUCUGCUAUAGCAGGCGCAGCCCAAAUAUAGAGAAAAGGGAAUGCCUGUACAUCUUUAAUUGCUGUCACAAUAACCUCUUAAACUUUGCAAGAAAGCUAACAAGGCAAAGUCACUUUUGAGUUCCCAAGGAAUAGUGGUAGGUAGGUUGCUCAAUUAUUCUGAGAACAAUCAGGUUGUAAGGAGAGGUUAAGACUAUUAAGAGAAGCCCCUGAGGUGUUGAGGAUGUUUCUAUCACAUAUGUGGUCCAUUUUGACCUACUAUUAUAGAAUAUAAUAAUUGUGUGUAAUUAGAGAUGCCGAAUCUCAACUCCCAAAUCAAGGUUGCCUCGGUUUUUAUUGUCUGCUACAGCAUACUUGUCACCCCGUCGCUCAGACUUCAUGUGAACAAAUGGCAAAUGCUGAAGUAAGCAUUCCUGUAGGAGAUGUCGUUGUUGUGCCAACUGAAGGAACGGAGGGGGGAAACCCAGAAGAUACCAAAACCCAGGUUAUAUUACAACUACAGCCGGUGCAGCAAGGCAGAAUUUAUCAAGAGGGCUCUGAAACUAAUGCGGCCGUGAUGGCCGUAGAAACGCAUACCAUACACAAACUUGAAGAUGGCAUCGAUGCCAGUGCCCUUGAAAGCAAUGAGGAAAUUGAGAUUGCCUACCCCAUUACCUGUGGAGAUAGCAAGGCCAUCUUGCUCUGGAAGAAAUUUGUGUGCCCAGGAAUCAAUGUCAAAUGUGUUAAGUUCAAUGACCAGCUUAUCAGCCCCAAGCACUUUGUUCACCUGGCUGGCAAGUCCACCCUGAAGGACUGGAAGCGAGCCAUCCGCCUAGGAGGAAUCAUGCUGAGAACAUUAGUCAAUAUCUGUGAAUGUCUUCCUGUAGAUGCUGCUGUUCUAAAUAAUGUCGCUCACACUUUUGGCCUGAUGGACACAGUGAAAAGAGUGCUGGAUAACAGGAAGAGUCAAACAGAUCAGGGAGAGGAGCAAUUUCUUAACACUCUUGAAGCACUAGAUCACCAACUAGAAGAGCAGAAGAAGUUUGCCAGGAGCCCAUCCAUUCAGAAUGUGGUCCUGAUGCCAGUCAACACUCCAAAGCCUCCCAAAAGGCCCCGGUUGAAACGUCCAGCUUCAGCCACAGUUCUAAGCCCCUCGGCUCCCAUCCAGCAACCUCAAUUCACCGUCAUCUCGCCCAUCACUAUCGCACCCAUGGGACAGCAGUUUUCCCUUAGCAACAUUCCAAUGGCCACAAUCAGCCAGGGCUCCAGCCCAGUGACUGUCCACACAUUGCCCUCAGGUUCCCAGCUCUUCCGCUAUGCCACCGUGGUUUCUUCCUCCAAAACCAGCACGUCUGAUACAGUGACACUUCACCCCUCCUCAAGCUUAGCCCUGCUGAGCUCAGCAGCGAUGCAGGACAGUGGGACCCUUGCUAACGUGGCCACCGUGGUGAAUCCUGUGGAACUGGUGGCCAUGGAGUCUGGCCUGACUUCUACCAUCCAGGCUGUCGAAGGCACUUCGGAGGACGGACAGACAAUCAUAGAAAUAGACCCAGCGCCUGAUCCAGAAGCCGAUCCUGAAGAAUCAGGGGGGAAAGCUGUGAUUUUGGGGACAGAAUUGAGGACUGAGGAGAAGGUGGUGGCUGAGGUUGAUGAACAUCAGCACCAGGUCCAUAAUGUGGAGAUCGUAGUCUUGGAGGACUAGUCAAACAAGCCAUCCUGCCUUGCUAAAUGAUUGUUCACCUCUUACCUUUUUUAUUGGUUUGAUCCCCUUUUUCUUUUUUUUCUUUUUACAGCCUUGUUGCAGGUAAGUUCACACGAAUGCUGGUGAUCAUUUUUAAGCAGUCAUUUUUCUCUAGUGGGGAAAGAGCAGGCAGGCUGCGGAUGUGUGUGGAUGAUGGUUUGUUGGGAAAAGGGAGAGGUCGGAACUUUUCCUGCCUAGUGAAAGGGGAAACAAGCCAUUGCUGUUAUUCCCUCGGGGAGGAGGGGUGGCAAGUCCGUAGACCCAGAUUUGAAGCGAUCCUUCUUGGAUUGUCCGUCUCAGAAACAAAGCCGGCUCCUGGAAAUGUAAUGACUGGAUGAGUAAUGACCUUAAAGCAAGAGCUUCCGUCUGGACCUUGAGCUCUUCUUCACCCUGGGAAGGGAGAUUCCAUGUCCAUUUCUGACUCUCCCAGCAUUUUGCAUUUUUGGAUGUGGCAGAAGAAAACAAAGCACUCUGAUUGAUCAGGUCACCAGCCCUUCUUUGGAAUGUACUGUGUUUUUUUUUGUUUUAAUAUUUUCCUUAAGCUAUUUGCCCAUUUGUGGCUUCAAAAAUUGGAUCCUUGGCUUUUCGUUUUUGUACUUUCUCCAGCAGUUUUUCUUUUCCCUCGGUUGUUACAAGACUUCUAGGAAAUGCUUAUGCUUUAUGCCCACGCAGGCACAUACAGGGAGAAACUAGGAACUGAUAACGGCAGAUGCGGCAGAUGCGGCACCCAACGACCACCCACUCUCGCAAGUACAGAACCGAUAACCUGGAUGUCUGUAUACGUGGCGGGAGAAUUGGGCUCAGCAAAUAGGGCAUGCCU
Messenger RNA from Notechis scutatus (mainland tiger snake), 3174 nucleotides. The record is from RefSeq and is a predicted model, not a curated record. NCBI's taxonomy places the organism in Eukaryota, Metazoa, Chordata, Lepidosauria, Squamata, Elapidae.